UGUACAUCAAGAGAAAUCAAGAACUUGCAGCCCAUCCCCAAUUCCCCCCUCUCCUCUUGCUGUGAGCGUCGGAUGGCGGAGGUGGCCGCAGUUGGCUGGGGCAUAUCUGCUGUAGGUUGGGUCGUCUCACCGAUCAUCACCAAGAUCCUCAACAAAGGCUUCUCCUACCUCGGCUUUCAUGGAUCAGAGAAGCUGAAACAACUUCAGACUAAAGUUCUACAGCUGGAACUAGUGCUGGAAGCAGUUGAGGAGAGUCCUCACAGGGGCCGUUUGGAGGAAUGGUUGCAGCAGCUUAGGUCGGCUGUCUAUGAAGCUGAAGACAUCUUGGAUGAUAUUGAGUAUCACCGUCUUGAAAGGCAGAUCUCAUCUCAGCCUGAUGACAAUUUGGAGUCAAACGGCAGGCCUCCUCGUAGGAGGAAUUUGGUGUAGAUGCUCCAGUCUGCCCUACCGAAGAGCGUCCGCAUAAAAAACCAGGUAUUACUGUCCUGCUUGAGACCCUCUGAAGUCUGAAGGUGAACUUUGUUGUCAUAAUAUGCCAAUAUGUUUUGCCUGCUAUUAUUGCUCUUCUAUUUCUUAUCUAACUGUUGGUUGUAUCAUAAUACUAAAGCUUUGUAAUCUUUUACACCCUGGAAAGGAAACCCUUUUGUAAUUGAGCAUUUUUCUCAUCCUUGAGGAGAUACCAUGAGGUAUUAUAAGGUACGAGGUACCAUGAGGUACCGAUCUAA
Messenger RNA from Oryza sativa Japonica Group (Japanese rice), 725 nucleotides. The record is from RefSeq and is a predicted model, not a curated record. NCBI's taxonomy places the organism in Eukaryota, Viridiplantae, Streptophyta, Magnoliopsida, Poales, Poaceae.